Molecule: messenger RNA, 8608 nt
Organism: Motacilla alba alba
Lineage: Eukaryota; Metazoa; Chordata; Aves; Passeriformes; Motacillidae
Gene: PHC3
Product: polyhomeotic homolog 3
Exons: 15
Coding region: 104-3049 (981 amino acids)
Cellular component (GO): PRC1 complex; nucleus
Molecular function (GO): zinc ion binding; protein binding
Source: RefSeq, a predicted model, not a curated record
CCCCGCGCGCGCGCGGCACCUCCCCCGUGAGGGAGGCGAGAAAAUGGCGGCGGCGGCGGCGCCUUGAGCGGCGCGUCCCAGGCUGGACAAACGCUGCACAGCUAUGGAGAAUGAACCCAACACGACGACAUGUUCUGCAUCCACCACGACCGUCACCACCACCUCCACUUCCCGCACGCCGCUGCCGCAGAUCUCCGUCUACAGCGGCUCUGACAGACAUGCUGUCCAGGUUAUUCAGCAGGCCUUGCAUCGUCCUCCUAGCUCAGCUGCUCAGUACCUCCAGCAGAUGUAUGCAGCUCAACAGCAGCAUCUAAUGCUGCAGACUGCUGCUCUGCAGCAGCAGCACUUAAGCAGUACCCAAUUUCAGAGUCUGGCAACUGUUCCACAGGCAAGCCUGUCAGGUGGGAGGCAAUGUACUUCCCCCACUGGGAGUGUCACUCAGCAGUCAAGCAUGUCGCAGACCUCGAUUAACCUCUCCACCUCUCCUACACCUGCACAGAUAAUAAGCCGCUCUCAGACCUCCAACACCACCAGCAGCAGCAUCACCCAGCAGACGAUGUUGCUGGGCAGCACCUCUCCCACCCUGAGUGCGAGCCAGGCUCAAAUGUAUCUACGAGCUCAGAUGCUUAUUUUUACUCCUGCGACCACUGUGGCUGCUGUCCAGUCUGACAUUCCUGUUGUCUCCUCAUCCUCCUCAUCUUCCUGUCAGUCUGCAGCUACUCAGGUUCAGAACUUGACGCUGCGCAGUCAGAAGCUGGGUGUGUUGUCAAGUUCACAGAAUGGCCCACCAAAGAGCAGCAGUCAAACUCAGUCGCUGUGCCCCAGUAAGGCUGUCAGCAGCUCCAAGGGCAGCCAGGCAGAUCCCUCCGAAAGCAAUAGGAAAGGCGAGAGCCCCGCUCCAGAGUGCCGGAGCACGCCGGUCACACGGACAUCCAGCAUCCACCACUUAAUUACACCAGCUUCAUAUUCUCCAUUGCAACCUCAUUCUCUAGUAAAACAUCAGCAGAUCCCGCUUCAUUCACCACCUCCAAAGAUUUCCCAUCAUCAGCUGAUCCUGCAGCAGCAGCAGCAAGUCCAGCCGAUUGCACUUCAGACUCCUCCGGGCCAGGAGCCGCCUCCAUCCCAGCACUGUCUGCCCCUCCCCAGCCAUGCGCUGCCUCCGGCCCCCAGCAGCGUCCCGUCCCACUGCUCCCCUAUCCACAUCCAUCCUCCGCCUCUCCCGCUCUCUCCUACCCCGUCCCAGUCGGCUCAGCAGUCAGUGGUGGUGUCUCCUCCGCCGUCCCACUCCCCGAGUCAGUCACCCACCAUAAUUAUUCACCCUCAAGCCCUUAUCCAGUCCCAGGCCAGCUCCCUGGUGCCGGCGGCUCUGCAGCCCGAGCCGGCCGCUCCCCAGGCGGCUGCCGCCAACCCCGUGCGGCCAUCGCAGCCGCUCAGCCUCCCGCAGCACCUGCCGCUCCCGCCCUCGCCCGCCGUGCACAUCGGGGCCGUGGAGCCGCCCAGCUUGGUUUCCCCGGGCCAGCAGCUCGUGUCCUCCACGCCGCACCAGCAGUAUCCGGCCCUGCAAUCCGCUCCCAUCCCUCUGGCAGCUCCGCCUCAGCUCUCGGCAUCCUCAACCCAGAUUCAACCGCUGCCCCUGCAGUCUGUGCAGUCUUUACAAGUGCAGCCUGAAAUUCUGUCCCAGGGCCAGGUUUUGGUUCAAAACACUUUGGUUUCUGAGGAGGAACUUCCUGCUGCAGAGGCUUUGGUCCAGCUGCCAUUUCAAACUCUUCCACCGCCACAGACCGUCGCAGUAAACCUGCAGGUGCAGCCCUCUGUGCCGAUUGAAACUCCAGUGAUUUACCAAGUGGAGAAUGUGUGUGAAGAGGAGAUGCCCGAGGACUCAGAUUGUGUCCACAUGGCAAGAACACCUACACCACCCACCUUGUCCCCACCAGCCAUAACCUUGGGCAAUGGAGAGGCUCUUAAUUCAGAAGAUCCUUUGUCAGAACAUGGGGGACUGCCUUCAGUGACAUCAUCAGUCAGUGCCUCAGUAAUUAAAUCUCCAUCUGAUCCUUCCCAUGCCUCUAUUCCACCACCCCCUCUUUUGCUUCCAGCAGCAACGACAAGGAGCAACAGCACAUCCAUGCCCAAUAGCAUUCCCAGCCUAGAAAACAAACCUCCACAGGCUAUUGUUAAACCCCAGAUCCUGACCCACGUCAUCGAAGGAUUUGUGAUUCAGGAGGGGUUGGAGCCAUUCCCUGUCAGUCGUUCAUCUUUGCUGGUGGAACAGCCUGCAGAGAAGAGAUUGCUGGUGGAGGGUCAGAUCAUGAGUGUGGUGUGUGUUGAAUCAGACUUGCAGAACACAAAACAUGCAGACAACUCAUCAGACACAGAGAUAGAGGAUAUGAUUGCAGAAGAGGGACUGGAUGAAAUUGAAAAUGAUCUUCUGAAGUGUGAAUUUUGUGGAAAAAUGGGAUAUCCCAAUAAGUUUCUGCGGUCAAAAAGGUUCUGCUCCACAUCCUGUGCCAAAAGGCACAGCCUUAGUUGCACUAAGAAAUUUGGGCUGUUUCCAUCAGACAAGACCAGUCGUUGGAAUCGGAAGUCAGAUAGCCAAAGUCUUGGGCGACGCGGGCGUCGGCCGAGCGGCCCUGAGGGGGCGUCACGAGAUCAUUUUCUUAGACAGCUUCCAAUUACUUAUCCAUCUGCAGAAGAAGAUCUGGCUCCUCACGAAGACGCUGUUCCAACGGCCAUGACCACGCGUCUGCGGAGGCAGAGUGAGAGGGAGAGGGAGCGGGAGCUGCGGGAGCUGAGGAUGAGGAAAAUGCCAGAGAGCAUCGACCUCUUACCAGUGGUGCAAACUGACCCCUCAGUAUGGACUGUCGAUGAAGUUUGGGCCUUUAUACAUUCUCUGCCUGGUUGUCAAGAUAUUGCAGAUGAAUUUAGAGCACAAGAAAUUGAUGGACAAGCUCUCCUUUUGUUGAAGGAGGAUCACCUUAUGAGUGCAAUGAAUAUUAAGCUUGGACCUGCAUUGAAAAUCUGUGCACGUAUCAAUUCCUUGAAAGAAUCCUAGGAGGUGAACAUGAAGGUUUAAACAACAGUUUCUCAGUGACAGAACCAACAGUAAUGUGCCAACAUCUUCACUGUGGCAUGAGUGUUACUGUGGUGUUUUGUUAAGUAGGGGGGCUCUCCUCACAUAAAGACUUUAAAAUGUUCCUUUGAUGAUACCAGGAGUCCUCUGUAGUUUUCAACAACUAAUAAGUUUAUAGUAAAGCCUGAGUAAUGCUUUGAGUUGAACUUUUUCAUGGAAAAACAUGAAGUGAAAUAUGCUGUGAUAGGUUAGAUAUUCCCCAACAUGUACUUCAUUUUAUGAGUUAUGAUUAACACCCCAGUCCCCACCCCAAUCUAGACACCAUUUAAAUUGUGUUGCUGUAUUCUGAAAGAUUUUUCCCACAUACAGCAGUGUUUGGACUGAACUAACAGAAGUGUCCACAGGCCCUGUGGAAGCACUAGUACCAGUAAAAUGCUAUGCAUUUAGUUGUGCUCUCUGAGUUUGUUUUAGUCUUGAGCAAAUUGUUUGUAAGGGGUAGGUUGGCAGCUGGUUUUCCUCAUGUAGGCUUACCCUCAUCUCUGCCACUAUAUUAUUUUCUUGAAGUCUGUAAAAUACUAUAAACCAUGUAGAUGUCUCAUCAAAAUCCUCAUGAUCAGGCUACUGACACUCCUGCCAGAGGUAACUGAAGCACAUGUUACUUUACUCUUUGAAUGCUGCUAUGCACUAAGGGGGCAUUAAGUGUUAGGUUUGUAGUUUCACAUGCUGCUAGUUAAGCUAGACCAGCAGUUCUCAAAUGGGGGUUCCGAGUGGACCCUGAGGAAGAGUGUGAGCUUUUGGGGUUCAGGUUCCCAAAUGCCUGGGUGUGAGAGGCUGAAAACUGCAGCCAGGACCAGCUCGUGUUGAGACAAGUUGCUUUAGAGACUGGGGGUAGAGAAGGGACAGCAUAACUCAGAUGUUCUUUUUCUUGAUACCUCUUCUAACAUGUCUUUCCCUGUAGUGCAUUCCCGUUGCCUCACUGGAAGCUUCCAAGCACCUUUUCCUUGUCCAGUGGCCAGUGUGAGCUGUGCUUGCAGUGCUCUGAGGAAGGAGCAGUAAGGCCCCCUCAGAGCUUGUUCAGGAGCAGCUGCUGCUGCCAUGAGGGAGCCUGGAGCUGCAGGUCAGCAGGAGGAAUGCCAGCACUGGCAACUCUGAGAGAAUGUCCUGGUUUAGGGCAAAUUUGGGAGGACCAGGACAGAGAAAUACCCAGGGGCCCUGCUUUGUCCCUCUUGGAUGCUGCAGACCCAGGUGGAGGGAUUUUAGUGUCCCCCUCUGUCUUCCCUCUCUCACACUCUGUGGAACAAAUACAUUUCCCCAGUUACUGAUGCUCUUAGAAGCUGCCUGGGCUCUGAGGCAGCAGCACCUUCUUGGCCUUUGCUUCCCCACCACAUGAGCACAGAUGUUCAGGGACAUAUUUUGUCCUUCUGUUCCCUCCCUUUUGCAGCUCCACUCUCCUUAUGUACAGACCUGGAUCCUUAAGCUCUGGUUUAGGGAAAGAAGGGUACGUGUGCUGAUAGUCAUUGUGUAUAUUUGAACUAAAUAUGUGUAUGUGUCUGCAAAUAAUGUAUUUUUUUUGUAUUUUAUGCAAAUUAAUGCAUAAUAUAUGAUUGUGUAGGGAGGUAUUCGGGGGGCUGUACAGUAUUCCUGAAGAGGAACUGACCUAAAGUUUGAGAACUGCUGCCCUAGAUCAAAAGGAGUCAAUGCACAUACACUGGCUAAAAGGCAGGUUUGUGACAGACAGAUUAAUAUGUCUAUUAUUUAACUGAUGACCUUAAAGAGUAAAUUUGAAUGACAGAAAAAUCUGUGCUUCAUGUUCCUUUAAUUAGACUAUUGCUUUGUUUCCACUAACAGAUUUUCUACCAUUAACUUCUGGAGAUCAACAUUAGAAUCAUUGCUCUUAAUUACAACUGUUUGAGCUUGCUAAUAGCAGAUGUUAUUAAUGUUUUUAUUAACCACUGAAGCUGCAAGUUAGGACAACACAUUGCAGUUGCACGCUGGUAUGUGUUGAGAACCCUUACCCAAACGGCACCAAAGCUUUAGAGGAUUAAUUGAUGCCUGGGUUUAUUUUGGAGGGAAGUUGCUAAGCACUUUCUAAUUUGGUUUUUUUUUUUUUUCUAUUUUCGGUUACUGUUGUAAAAUAAACUUCUUAGUUGAAGUUCCAGUGUUUGCUAAUGUUCAUUUGAAAGACAUUCAAAUGAUGGAGACAGUGGGUUCCCAUUUGUAGCAUUUCUGUAAGAUACACAGUGUAGCAUAUCUGUAACAUAUGUUCUAAAGGAUAUGUUCUGUUUUGAUGAGCUAACUGAAGACUAAAGAUAUCUUAGAUAUUUAUCCUUUGGCUUUUGUCUUAAAGUUUUAUUAUUUUUAUACAGAAAUCUCACUGGCUAAUUUUUAACCUGUCUUCUGAUUGUACUGUUCUUAGGCAAUGUAAAAAGUAGGGAUACAUAAAUGUGGUUUGAUAAUGGCUUAAGGUGUACUAGAAAAUGUGGACUUAGGGGUCUUACUUAGACCUGUAGUUAAUCAGUGUUACAUGCAUGAGAAUUUCAUGGCUGCUUUAAUUUUGCUUUAUUAGACAGCUUUCAGGAGAGCUUCUCCAGCUAGUGUUUGUGUCCAGCUCAGCCAGAAUCACUGCCAGGUGCCAGGAGCUCAGAGCAGACCCCAGUAAGGCACAUCUGGUCCUGUUCAUCUGGUAUGUAACAUUCCCUGUGGGUCUGGGAGAGCCACAGAUAAUGAGUUAUGCUUUAAAUAUUCAUAAGUGCAACAGCUUAGAAUGUGGGCCUUAUGCAUAUUGAAAGUUUUUUUUUUCUUCUUCAGUGAUUUUGGCAAUUAACUGGAACUUAAAAUCAGACAUAGCUAUACCAUCCUCUACUGAUAGAAGUGCACUUGUACAGGAGUGUUUGCCAGUGUAGCUGUGUCAAGAAAUAAUUUUGGUUUUUUUUUUUAAAUCAUACUUGUAUGUGAAAGUAGGCUGGAAAAUUUCCAAGUGCAACUGAAGUCUACUUGGGAAGCUUAUGAAUUGACUCCAAAAAGCAAUACAGUAACAGUCCUCCAGGACCAUUUUAUGUUCUGGCCACUUGCUGUUCAGACAGGUGAGAUUUUCCCAGGCUUAUACUGCCAUUUCCCAUGUUAGGCUGUACCCUCUUGCAAAAGAAGAAGUAUUAAAGAUUUGAAUUGUAUUUUAAUACUUGUUCCCACAGGAUGUCUACAGGAAAUCUUUUUUAUUCUCUUUAUUUCCUGGGAUUUUGUUUUCUAUUUUUCUGGUGUUGCAGGCUACCCCUCACAGUAAUGUUUGCAGUAUUUCAGCUUCUGUAGGAAUAGGUCAGAAGGGAGAUACAUUCCAUGGCUUUUUCCCUUCUUUUUUCUGCACCACUCCCCGUCCUACCCUACCCUGCUCCUUAAUGCAAACUGCAGCAUGAGCUCAGGGCAAGGCCCUUUUGCAGAGCACUGGGCUGAAUGUGUCUGUCAAGAUUUCAUCCAAUAGAACAGAACUGUGACACUUUCUCAGCUUCAGGGUUUGUUUGGGCUUUUAAAGGAUUGCACAUGAAAGAUCAAAAGGGGUGUGCAGUCUCCCCUGAUCCAUGGGGCUCAUACCAGCAUCCCUGCUUUGCAGCAGGAGCAGGGCACUCCCCUGAGGAAGCUUGGCUACCUCCAGUGACUUAAAGUGCCAGUUGUUUGGGCUCACUAGAAAGUGUCUGAAGGGGUUUUAAACAGGCUGCAUUUAAAUCCAUUCUUUACCCAUUAACCCAUCCCUUUAUUUCUAGAAAUGAAGUUCUUGAUGGAGGGUAAAGCCUUUGCUAGAUUUUUGUCAAUGAGACAUUUCAAAUAGAAGCUUUUUGUCCUGCAAGCAUCCGUUUCCUCAUUCUUUUCCUGUGAAAGCAGGUAUUUACCCCCUGACUUCCACCUGUGCUUUGUCCUUAAAGGAAUCCAGACUUUUGGAUAGAACAGAUGGAGUCCUUUGUAACUGCAGAUAUGGCAGGAAGAGGAAAGUAUGGGAUAAAAUCAACUGUUUAGGCAGAUCUGCAAUAGCUUUUGCAUCAUUUCACCAUCUUGAAGUGGAAGGAAAUAUUCAGGUACAAAACUAUUGAAGUGUAAUUUGAAUGGGAGUUUGGUGUGAGACUGGGCUGGGUGUGGUGUGUCACUGCCUGGCAUGGCAGCCACAACUAAUGCCAGUUUCAGAUGGAUGUUCUCAUUCCAAUAUCACAAUAUCCAUGCAGAAACUUCCACUUCAAGAGCCCAACAGAUUUCUUACACAGUGACAAAUCUACAGCUCUGAGUGAUCAAAGAAUUCAGUGACAGCUGUGUUGAGUCCUGGUUUUGCAAAUAAUUAGACAUCCCCAUAAUUCAUAACAUGAGUAGUUCUGAUUGUACUGAGACUGCUCAUAUUAAAACCCAGCAUGUAGAAAAGCUUGCAGUGUUAUUUUCUCACCAGUAUUGUAUAGAGAUGUCCUUUCAGCAUAGAAAUAUAUUUGUCAUCAUUAACCAGGUAUUUCCUUAUUGAUUGUUUUAGGCUGCAGAUAAUGACUGUGCAAAACAGUCAGUCUUGGGUAGUUUUUUAAUACACACCUGAAUUAGUUUAUUAGAGAUGGAGAGAAGCUAAUAUUUUAGAGUAUUUUGUUUUAAAUACCCUGUUCCUGUUAAAUGCUGAGUGGAACAGGUAUGAGCAGAGCUGUCAGUGAAUAAUUUCAGUGUAAAGUGUUAAUUGCUCAUAGUGAAUUAAUUUUCAAGUCACUGUUGCAUAGUGAGCUGUAGUUUCAGACAGGAAAUGCUGUGAGGAGAAAGAAAUUUUUAAUUCAUUUAAUGCUUAGUUCAUUUAAGAUGAGCCUAAAUUAAAUUAAUUUUAAAAGAAUUUGCCUUUAGUCAUGAGAGUUUAUUUAGACCUGAAAGGUUCUAUGUAGUUACAUACCUGGAUGGCUUUACGUUUGAAAAAGGGACAGUAAUGAUGCUCCAGUGCCAGCUGUGUGGGAUUUUCAGGAAGCUGUCCCUGGUGUGAGCUGCUGGAGUCAGGGCCUGGGACACAGACUGAGCACCAAGGCAGUGAGCACACGGUACCCUAAUCCAUGAGAACCAGCCUGGUUUGGUUUUGCCAUCUUCAUCUCUUUGGAAAUUUGACAUUUCCUUCCCCACUCAAUUUCUGAAAGUGGCAUUUUUCUCUCUUGGAUGUCAGCUCUGGGGGCUGGGGAGUUUUGUGUCCUGCCUUAUCCCCUGCUCUCAAGGUCAGCACUUCCACAUGUACUCCAGGCCCCAUCCUGCUGCUGUGUAGGUUUGUGUAACCUCUGCUCCAGAGCACACCUGCUCAUUCACCUGAAGGUUGCAUAGUAUUUCCUGAUCUCUUACAGCAAAGAGGAAUCGAAAAAGCAAAGGUCAGAGAUAAGAAUGUGCUGGUAAUUACAGUAAGCUCACGGUCCAGCUUUUGUAGCCAUGGAUUUAACUUUUCUGAAGCACAGUUCUGGGAGCCAGUGUAAUGAACAGAUUUCAAGUUUAAGUUUUUUACAUUUCCAGCAAGUAUUCCUGUUGAAUUAUCCAAAUAACUCUGUAGAGUAAGGAGCU